AUGCUAUGUUCCACCUAUCCCUACUACCACAUCAUCGAACACUACGACUACGACUACUGCCCCGCCCUCAACUUCCACCACGACCACAACUUCCACCUCAAGUUCAAGUACAUCUACUACAAGCGGCACCACAACGAGACAAAGUACGACAACUUCUGUGACAUCAACAACAACCACAUCGGGCAAACCAUCACCCUCAGAUAG
Molecule: messenger RNA, 204 nt
Organism: Acytostelium subglobosum LB1
Lineage: Eukaryota; Evosea; Eumycetozoa; Acytosteliales; Acytosteliaceae
Exons: 1
Coding region: 1-204 (67 amino acids)
Source: RefSeq, a predicted model, not a curated record